UCACUAGGCAAAACCUCCUCCCUCCCUGUUUCUGUAAAUCUCGACCCCCUUGGAGUUAUUUAUAGCUCCGAGGACCGCCGACAACUAACGUAACUGCAGGAUCAAGAGCAAGGAAGGGAAAACGCGAAAAAAGACAAGACGGCAACGAGCGUCGGUCAUUACUUUUGAUGAGAAAGCUAUGGAAGUUAAAAUUAAUAUAGUGCUUUAUGCGCUAGUGAUACUGAUCCGCGCUUCUAGUUUUGGAGGUCACUGCACUGACAUGUCAGAAACUACCAGCCCUAUCUUCCACCAGACAGAAGCAGGGUCCACUCCCACCCUCCCACCCUCAACUUUCCCGGUACGAGGGAGCACAGAACCACAACCGGGCCCUCACAAACAGAACUCAUCUGACUCCUUCACCAGUGCUUCCACGCACUCCAGCAGCCCGGCUGCCAUGGAAAGCAUCGCUGUGGGGGUCAGCAGUAUGACCACGGUGCCCUCUCUCAUUACCCAUGAGCCUGCGGGCCUGGGUGGGACGGCCACACUGCAGCCAGAGAUGAAUGUUUCUCAAGAUACCUCCAACAUAAGCAGGUCGUCCAACCCGGCAAACGGUGUCAUCCAUAAAGAGGGUACCCGCCCCACUUCGGUCACUCUCAGCACGCUCAUACCCAUUUCCCAGAAUUCCACUCAUGGUACCACUGCUUCAGCACCUUACCCCCCCAACGUGAACACCCAGUUCACCCUGGAUCCUACAUAUCCCCACCCACUGGCCUCUACAUCUGCUCCAGCCUGGUUGCAUGUGGAAGACCCAUCUGAGCUCAACGUAGGGGACGACGUGCCGGUCCUGGUCCGCUCCAGGCCACCCCUGGACCCGCUCUUAGCUGGUCUGCUGUCUAUGUUCAUCGUGAUUGGCGCCAUCGCUUCCCUCUUCCUCUUCCUCAAGUUCCGGAACAACGGACGCCUGGAGUUUCAUCGACUGCAGGAUGUGCCGAUGGACGACAUGAUGGAGGACACGCCCUUAUCCAGGAACAAUUACUGACGGGAUGCCAUGGCGGCAGUGAUGACAAGCCGUCUGCAGUGCUCACCUGUCUCCUCGCUGAGCCUUUGACUUCUACUGGCGAUGGCUCAAAAUGUACCUACUCAAUAUGUCCAGAAAAUUCUGCAGCCUUUCAAGCACUUUAUUUCUUUUGUAUGUCUGUGAAGAUCUUUUAUCAGGUUCCAUCUGGAUUUUUGGGGAAAAAAAUGCAUUUAUUGAGCCACUGGGUGCUUGGUACUCUGAUGACGUUCAAAAAACUCCUAAGACGCUGUUACACCCUAGUGGUGACCUUGGACAUUGCAGUGGCAGAUUCAGGUCCCUUUGCGCUUACAGCAGAGAGUGAUAAUACAAAACAUUCACUAGACAUUUUUCUAAAAUGAGUCUCUGUCAGGGCAAAAAGUAUGAUGUAAUUUUGAGCAGAAGAUGCUGGCAAAAUAACGUUUGUGGAAAAAUCUGAGUUGCUGAAAUAUCACCAGUCUUCUAAAUUUAUGACAGUUUGCAUGAUGGUAGCUUCUCCUGAGCAGAAAUAUGGAUGGAAAUUUCAUCAAAUAACCGGCAAAGAUAGUAUAAACAUUCAAACUGAAUUUAGAGUUUUUGUUGGUUUUGCACAGUGUUUUCCAUAAGGCACAACUAAUGAGCUCUGACUGAAACGAAAAUUAAUUUUAGUUAUUCAUAUAUAACAUUCUGUCUGUCCAUUGUUGGCAACAUAAUAGACACCACUUACAGGAGGAAUCCACAUAAAACCAACAGAAGAGAAUGGAAUAUUUGAAUAUUGCUUGUUGUGGUAAUUGACUACUUGUUGUAUAGUGCCCAGUUGAAUAACAAUUCAGCAGUUUCCAUGUAGGACACUUGCAGUGGCUGGUCACUUUUCAAGAAUGUAAAAGCUCCCCUCUGGUAUCCUGGUCGUUUUUGAAGAUGGGAAGUCCACAGUGUAGCUCUGUCCAAUUCCACGGCAUGAAAUAAGCACCAGCCCCUGAUCCACCUCAUGUCCAUCCAAGCGCAUAGAUUUGGUUUCAGCAUUGGUAAGGACCAAAUCAGCCCUCCCUUAGUAGGGACCAAAUCCCUCACUCCCCUUAACACACACGGUACUCCCACAAUAUUGGUAGAGACGUGUCCCUACCAUCCAUACCCAAAUGUACACCCUUACUUCCAUUCAUAGAUGCAUUUCCGGCAAUUUAUCAAACAGUGGCAUGCAAAACCCCGACUCUGAUCGCGAGAUAAAUGUGACCCUCACUGAGCUCUCCUCUAAAAACAGCAUGAUGUACAGCUUUAUGUAGUGGUGGCAAAGUGCUACGCCUUUAACCUCUAACUAGCAUCUGCUGCCAUGUUUUUGUGCGGAGUUAAUGCCCGAGCAGUGUCCCGUGCCCCAGUGCACGACUCAAAGCUAAGGCACGACAUAGCCGUAAAGUUGGGGUGUUUCUCUGAGGCAUAGGAAACUUGAGCUGAUUAAUAUUUUUAAGACUUAGAGUAAUUCAGGGAUUGAACAACAACCGUGGUACAGAGGUAUGGAGUUUUUAAGACAAGUUGAUUGUACAAAUUAGGUAAAAUAUUGAAAUAAAGCUUUAUAUGUGAGGCAGAAAAAGAAGCAGUGCAUUUCUGUCCCUGUGAUUUAAUUUUUCUGAUAGAGCUGUAAGUGCCAAAAAGUGUAUUGUACUGUAAAAUUUUUAAAAGUUUACUGUAAGAAGUGAUUAAUAAAGUUUUCUGUCAUA
Molecule: messenger RNA, 2724 nt
Organism: Paramormyrops kingsleyae
Lineage: Eukaryota; Metazoa; Chordata; Actinopteri; Osteoglossiformes; Mormyridae
Source: RefSeq, a predicted model, not a curated record